Tachysurus vachellii is the source of this 4534-nucleotide messenger RNA. RefSeq names its product nck-associated protein 5-like. The coding region runs from base 257 to 4297 and encodes 1346 amino acids. Lineage: Eukaryota; Metazoa; Chordata; Actinopteri; Siluriformes; Bagridae. The record is from RefSeq and is a predicted model, not a curated record. Gene Ontology annotation, biological process: microtubule bundle formation; microtubule depolymerization. Gene Ontology annotation, cellular component: microtubule plus-end. The transcript is spliced from 12 exons.
CACACACGCACACACACACACACACACACACACACGCUGCAGCUGCUGCAUGGCUUGUUUCUGGGUUAUGGACACGCGAGUGUGUGUUUAUUUUUUCAUUGGCGAGAGACAGCAAGAGAGAGCGAGUGUGGCAUUCUGGGAAGGAAUGGGAGGAAAUGAGAGAGAGAGAAGGAUGAUGGAGGGAUAGAAGACGAAGAGAGACGCAAAACGAAUACGAUUUUAAUCGCGGUGAGAAGGGAGAAGUCCCUAGGUGAAGAUGUCAGGCAUGUCAGAGCUGAGAGAGUGUGAUGAGGCAAGUGAUUCAGUAGAGGGCGACACUGACAUACUUUUGGAGGAAGAAGAGGAAGAAGAUGAAGACGAGGAAGACGAGUCAGCAAGCAAUAAAGAGCUUGUAGAGAGACUCAGAGAGUUGGAGGCGGAGAACACAUCACUGUCUCUGGCAAACGAGAGUCAGAGAGAGGCGUAUGAGCGAUGUUUAGAUGAGGUGGCAAAUCAUGUAGUGCAGGCUCUGCUGAACCAGAAGGACCUGAGGGAGGAGUGUAUAAAGCUGAAGAUGCGUGUGUUUGAUCUGGAGCGACAGAACCAAACUCUGACUGACUUCCUCACACAUAAGCUGCACUUUUCCUCCUCACCUUUCCACCAGUUGUCGUCAGUAUCGUGUGCGGAUCACAGAUCGGAUGCAUCGCUGCUCAUCAGUGAGACACCGGACGCCGUGGGCUCUCAGAGCAAAGUGACGGACAGUGAUGAAUGCACACAAAACACACCUGAGAACUCAACUCAAGCUUCAGCAUCCUCCAUGGAGGCCAUGUCUCCAUUCCUCAAGAAGAAAGCACACAUCCUGGAGGUUCUUCGUAAGCUCGAGGAAUCAGAUCCCCUGAAGUUUCAUCCAUCAGCUUGCUAUCAUCAUCAUCAUCAUCGUCCUCACAGGCAGUCACUUUUAGCAGGAGAAGAGACUAGCCUGCUGAACCCGAGUCCACAUCAGCACCAGUAUAGACAGUCUAGUUCAGAUUCUGAUCUUCAUGAACACACUCAUGGUAUUGGUGAGGGACAUAAGGACAGUUGUGCAUCAAUAAACUUUGGAGGUUGCCCAUCUUGCCACAUCCUGCAACAGAGAUCAAGCCUGGAGUUGCUUAAGGUUAAUCAAGGACUCAGUGUGCCAUCAGGUUCUGGUAAAGAUGAAAAGAAGGAACAAAUGUGGUCAGAAGAACGUGGUGCUUCAGGACAGAAUACUGAAAAAGCACUAGGUCCAGACAAGACCAAUCAGCCUAGCUCAGAAGACCCAAAGAUUAAGUGCAACAAAAGACAAUCAAGCAAGGUCUCACCUUCAAAGUCAAAAGGUACUAAUAAUCAUCACAACGAUAAGAAAUCUGAAACUAUUUCAUCACCAAAGGGGGGGAGACUGAAGGAGACCCUCAAAGUUGCCACACCAUCUGAAAUACAACAGCCUGAGAUCUGCAAUGGAAUCUCCAAGAAAGCAUCAGUUGGAUCAUAUUCUUCAGCCUCACUGCCGGAGAGAAGUACAGCAGCAUUUUCACAGCAGCCAACUGCUGAAAAAAAGCCUAGACAAAGUCCAGUGUCAUUGUGUGGUGAGUCUAAACCGUCAACAUCGAUGCUCCUGAAGUUGCUCAGGAUACCUUCAGCAUCUGAGAACAUGGCAUCACGUUUGAGUCCUCAACUGACACGAAAUUCAAAAAUCCCAUGCAGGAAUAACUAUGAAAUGCAGACACAGAAGGUGACCACAACAGAACGAACUAUCAGCCCUGAAGUAGGUUCACACCCUGGCACCCAUUCAGCUCCAACAUCUCCACCAAAUCCUGAGGAAACAUCUUCCAUUCAUAUGGGAGUUCCAGACUUUAGUAGUCAGUCUGCCCCUAAACCAAGCAAGGAUUCUAAGGCAGGUGCUCAGGUACCUACCUAUGAAAAUGUUGUUGUUCCAUCCACUUCCAACUCCACCACAGCUACCAAAGACACCACAGAACUUUCUGAAAAGCAAAAAAUGAACUGGAGAGAUGAAAAGGUCCUUAAUCCACUUUCCUCUGAUUCAUCAACAAGCACAAGUGAGUCUUCUUCCUCCUCAUCAGAUCAGGACACAGACACAGAAAGUCCAGUUUGGCAAAGAUCUCAGCACCAUUUCAGCCUCCCAAACUCAUCAUCUUCUGCUAAUAAAUCCCAGAGGAUGAGCUACCCUAGCAUGAAAGAUGGAUAUAAUGAAAGAGGACCUACAGCUGCAUCUCCAAAGGGUGGAUCUUCUAGUGCAUCUCAGGUUGUGGUCAAAAGAAGAGACAGACAACUGUCAGUGCAAGACAGGAAAGAGAUCAGCAGCAGCUACAGUGAGGUGAGUUAUCAUCCCUUCAAAGAACGCUUGGCAGUCCUUGGAAGAUUGCAAAAUGUAGAAGAUGUGCAUCAGCUAGGAGUAAAAAGAGGGUCACAAGUUAGCGUUAUCAGAGGUGCUGCAUCCACUGGGAAAGGAGAACGAAGCAAAACAGCAGAAAGACAAAUCGAGAGAAUCACAAUAGAGCAGCGAAAACACAUCGGCAUCGAAGAAAAAUCAUAUCCUAAAAAUAGCUUUGGCAGUUAUGCCAAGGUCCACGCAUCAUCAGCAGCUGCAGCAGAAAGGAAGAACAUCACAAAGCCAGAUAGUCAGAAGACCAGAGCAGGAUUGCCUUUGACAGCCUCGUGUGAAACGCUGGUAGUAAUGAGAAGCUACGGGAAGUGCCCCAAUCCCAUGAACAAAACUGUACCAAGUCCCCAGAAUAGUCCUGCCAGAGCAAAAUCCAAGUCUCCAUCCAAGGCUGGAAAUGCCUCUUCUUGUCCUCGAGGAAUGAAACCAGUUCCAGAGGAGCAACUAAACAUUCGGAAGCAUCAGUCACCCAAACCCACUGCUGGUAAGAAAAAGACUUUUACACAUGUAGACACCUUCCCUCCUCCCCUUCCAUCAAAAUCUGCACUCAGCUCAGCCAAGGCCACUCAGGACAAAAGACCUUCUGUUCCACAGUCCUCUAUUGAGCAGAAGGUGAUGCAAGGAAUCCAGGAGAAUGUCCUUAAACUGCAGGUACAGGAUCGAGGACAAGCUGCAGAAACAAAACAGAAAGCAUCCAAUGGGAUUGCGAGUUGGUUUGGGUUGAAGAAAAGCAAGCUUCCUGCCCUGAGUCGCAAACCUGAAAUGUCCAAAAUCAAAUCAAACGCAUCUUCAACAUCCGCUUCCUCAGGAACCAAAGACAUCUUGGGGGACAAGGGAGGGUCCAGGAAAGUAGUGGAAAGUUUAAACAUCUCAAAGCUCAUGGAGAAGGCAGAGGAUUUACGGAAGGCUUUGGAGGACGAAAGGGUUUAUGUGAAAGGAGUUGGAAUUCCGCUGGAUCGUUCAGCGAGAGGGCGUUCGUGUGAAGUUAUUGUGGACCAAACACAAGGGCAGUUAUCUCUGAUGUACACAGGAGUGACGGGGGACAGCUUCAUGCAGCAGCUGCUCAACAGGGUGGAUGAAAGUGGAGCCUCCAGUUUCGGCAUCAUGCACCGGCGUCUUUCCUUUGACUCCAAAAGUUCACAUCCUGUUUUCAGCCAUCAGCAAAGCUUCGUCCGUCAAACCAGGAGCGGAGAGGAGAUAAAGUGUUCAGAAAUGAGCCGAGGUGAUGACGUGACGUCUGAUGAGAGUCUGACCGAGUCCGUCAGCUCACAGCACUUUAAAGGCUCCAUGCGCACUCUGGACAGUGGGAUUGGGACGUUUCCGCUUCCCGACUACAUCAACAACGCUGCCGGAAAACUGAACCCUAAACUCCACAGUUCAUCUGUUUCUCACCAAGCAGCAAUGAAACCUCGAAAAACACGAACCCUCGAGGGAGGACUAGCAUCUUUAGACGAAGUGAACACUUCUGUACUCUACACUUCUCCACUAGAGGCCAAGGGAACAAGUGUCCAUCAGCCCAGCACCAUCCAUGAAGACAUUGAUGCCUAUGGUGCUCAUUUUCAAGCCCCGCCCUCUGCAAACUGGGCGUUUCCCAAACCGAGAGGCUCCGAGGGACAGGCGGAGCCACAGAGUCAACAAACACCCAAGCAGACUUUGGAUAAAGUUCCUCAGGUUCCUCAUGAUGUGGAACCAAGAAACCUUUCACCAACAGGAGGGCGACGGGGGAGGAGUCAAAGUCAUGGAGCCCAGGACACGGUGAAAGAUGGAAAGGCAGAUUUAAUGAAGGAACGAAGUGAAGAACUUUUAUCUCCUAACCGUCCUCAAACGUCUGAAACCCCAGAAUCCCUCAGCGACUCGCUGUAUGACAGUUUGUCCUCGUGCGGGAGUCAGGGAUAACAAAGAAAAGGAAAAACAUUGUAAAGUGAGAUCAUCUCCUGCUGAAGAUCCAAAAGCAGGAUCUGAUCCUUCAGCAGCUCUCACACUAACAUCUGAUUUCUAUCAGUUUGGCCGAAACAUUUUUGAACUGAAAUAAUGAAAAAAUCUGAAGUGAGGAAAAAUAUCAGCUACGUUCUGCACUAAAAGAACCACACACACACACACACACACACACACACACACACACACACUCACUCA